This is a messenger RNA of Ilyonectria robusta, 1480 nucleotides long. RefSeq names its product CDP-alcohol phosphatidyltransferase-domain-containing protein. Gene Ontology annotation, molecular function: CDP-diacylglycerol-inositol 3-phosphatidyltransferase activity. The record is from RefSeq and is a predicted model, not a curated record. Gene Ontology annotation, cellular component: membrane; Golgi apparatus. Gene Ontology annotation, biological process: phosphatidylinositol biosynthetic process. The transcript is spliced from 3 exons. Lineage: Eukaryota; Fungi; Ascomycota; Sordariomycetes; Hypocreales; Nectriaceae. The coding region runs from base 415 to 1314 and encodes 299 amino acids.
GAAUAACACGUCUUGUGUGAUCUGAUGUACAGUGGUUUCAGAGGAUCAAGCUAGAGCGACGAGGCCACUCCAAUCCUUAGCCCCCCUGCAGUCCCUCAUCCACUCAUUCACUCUUACAGGCGCGGUUUCUUUUUAUUUUAGCCACGUUUGGCACGUCAUCUUAUUCUAUCUGGAGCCUCUUGGCGCCCGUCAUCAGUCGUUCGGUUCGCUCGGUUAUGCAGAUCAACCACUUCGAAGCCCAAACCAUCUUACCCUAGUCAUCUUUUCACGACCGUCUCACAGUCUCUCACCAUGAUCAAAUGAACACAUCGACCUUCCCUCAUCCCAAUCUUCGACGUCGCAAGCAGGUCCUGCAACUCUGAAGCCAUCAAAUCAACCUCCCAGUCUAAAAGGACGGACGCGGAAACGAGCGAUAUGCACACAUCGGUCAGCGAGUACGACAAGGUCAAGAUGAACGGCAAUAAUUCUAACCACCUUGGGUCGGAUGAGUCGGACGCAACUACUCAUGAGAAUAUCUUCCUCUUCUGGCCCAAUAUCAUCGGCUAUUGUCGGAUUGUCCUUGCUAUCGCCUCACUCUAUUACAUGCCUAUACACCCCCGCACUUGCUCGGUGCUCUAUAGUGUGUCCUGUCUGCUCGAUGCCUUCGAUGGGUUCGCUGCGAGAGCCUUCGAGCAGUCAACGCGCUUUGGCGCCGUCCUCGACAUGGUCACGGACCGCUGCACCACAUCAUGUCUGUUGGUCUUUCUGGCAUUGGCCUUCCCACGAUGGGCGGUUGUUUUCCAGGGUCUCAUCGCCCUGGACUUUUCCAGCCACUAUAUCCACAUGUAUGCCACUCUGGUCGUGGGAGGUGCCGAGUCGAGCCAUAAGAAUAUCGACAAAAGCCAGAGCUGGCUGUUGAAUUUGUACUACUCUAACAAGGUCGUCUUAUUUAUCGUUUGUUUUCUCAACGAGCUCUUCUUUAUCGCUCUCUAUCUUGUAUCCUUCUCGUCGUCCCCCAUCUCGUCUGAGCUUCUCGAGGAUGUUAGGGAGACGACGGGUGGAGACAUCGCCCAGUCCGGUGCUGUCAACACGUCACUCCUGAAGCAGUUAUUCCUGAACCCUUACAGCGCCGCGGCACUGGAAAUUGCCCGUGCUAAUAAGAUCGAUUCAUUCUGGCCGUGGGUUCUGGUUAGAGCCAGCUUCCCGGUCAUGGCCAUCAAGCAAUUUCUCAAUAUUGUCCAGCUCGUCAAGGCCAGCAGAUCACUCGCCGACGUUGAUAUUAAGGCGAGAAAGGAGAAGGGUCUUCCUCGAAAGACCAAGGCUAAGACACCUUGAUCGCCCUUGAUCAUGAAACAACUAGACUUAGUUCGUUAGGAUGGGUUAGAAUGUAGGGUAAGAUCGUGACCAUUCUGCAAGCCCAGCGUUCGCGGUGCGAAAUGGCUAAAAUGAUCAUCAUGACAUGGAGUAGCAUAUUUAGAAAUAACAGCUUGGUUUUAAGGCG